Messenger RNA from Mya arenaria, 1659 nucleotides. Its product is annotated as prohibitin-2-like. Lineage: Eukaryota; Metazoa; Mollusca; Bivalvia; Myida; Myidae. Gene Ontology annotation, cellular component: mitochondrion; membrane. Gene Ontology annotation, biological process: mitochondrion organization. The coding region runs from base 64 to 969 and encodes 301 amino acids. The transcript has 8 exons. The record is from RefSeq and is a predicted model, not a curated record.
UCAACACGUGGUCGCCAUCUUGGAUUUAGUCGCCGGUCAAAUUCAGUUACAAAUUACGUAAACAUGGACCCCAAAAACGUUAAAGACUUCGCAGAACGAAUGAAAAAGACAGGUCGAGGUGCCGGUCUUGGUGGAACCGCUCUUGCAGUGAUUGCCGGCGUUGGUUAUGCGAUGUCAAAGUCAUUUUAUACAGUGGAUGGUGGUCACAGAGCAAUUAUAUUCAGCAGAAUUGGUGGAGUACAGAAGGAUAUCUACAGAGAAGGAUUACACUUCAGGGUUCCCUGGUUCCAGUGGCCCAUCAUAUAUGACAUUCGUUCAAAACCAAGAAAGUUGAGCUCCGUUUCUGGAAGUAAAGAUUUGCAGAUGGUUAACCUGUCUCUGAGAGUUUUGGCAAGGCCUGAUGAACGCCUUCUGCCCGAGAUGUACCAGGAACUUGGGCUUGACUAUGAUGAGCGUGUGCUGCCUUCUAUUUGUAAUGAGGUAUUGAAAAGCGUAGUAGCAAAGUUCAACGCAUCACAGCUGAUCACAAUGAGACAACAGGUGUCCCUGAUGAUCCGUAAUGAUCUCGUCGAGCGGGCCAGAGAUUUCCACAUCAUCCUAGACGACGUGUCAAUUACUGACCUCACCUUCAGCAAGCAAUAUGCUAUGGCUGUGGAGUCGAAACAGGUAGCCCAGCAGGACGCCCAGCGAGCGACGUUCUACGUUGAUCAAGCCAUUCAGGAGAAACAACAGAAAAUUGUACAGGCAUCUGGAGAGGCUACUUCUGCCAAACUUAUAGGCAAUGCCAUGAGCACAAACCCUGGAUACCUGAAGUUGAGGAAAAUCAGAGCCGCACAGAACAUCGCUAGAACACUUGCCCAAUCCAACAACAGGAUCUACCUGAAUGCUGGAACCCUGAUGUUGAAUAUACAAGAUGAAGAAUUUGACAGAUCUAGUGAACGGUUAGCAGCAGUCAACAAGAGAAGAUAAACAUUUUGUAGAAGGGGAGAUGAUUUUUCCACUGUGUGCUUCAUGCAUAUAAAGCAUUGUAUUGAGAAAAUGUUUAUGUGGCCCAUUCACUGAAAUUAGGAUCUAAUCGUUAAGCUACAUGUGGCUGUAAUGAUACUUGUACUAGAUUUAGAAUUGUCAUAUUCGGUGCAUUCUGAAUAAUUUGGUUGUUUUUUAUCACAGUGGUUCUAAUCAUGUGAUAAGAUCUUUGCUAAAGUUCUGGGGGCUGUUUCAAUAAAGGAUUUUAGUCGUAACUUCAAUUCUCUUAAACCUGUAUAAAGAUUAACAAUACAUGUACAUCAAUUAUUUUUACUUACUCAAUUUGGUGUUCAUUUUCAAUGCUGACUCGAGUUCAAUUCACUCAAAUAUGUAAUAAAAUAAUGAAACUAUGACACUAAGAUAAUUUCAAUUUACGAUAAAAAUCUUUAUUGAAACGCACCCCUGUUUCCAAGUUACAUGUAUAUUAAGAUUAAUCAUGUGAAUUUUUGCUAUCUUGACACAGUUGCCACUGGAUGUGCUUUGAAUCAGUUCUAGCAAGUUAGUUAGCUGGUGAUACUUUAAUACCUUAUUUUGUAUAAAAAAGAAGAACAACAACAGGUCUCCACUGUAUAAAUGUGUUUUUUGAUGCGUUUUGUAUAUUACUGAAAUAGUAAAUGAUAUUUGGUAAAUCAA